GGCUGCUAAUAAGAUGGUUGUAGUGAGCUUGAAAGCAAGUUACACAGUGAAGCCAUCGGAGCCCACUUUCGAUGGUCGUUUAUCUCUGUCGGAGUGGGAUCAGAUUGGAACCAUAACUCAUGUGCCGACCAUCUAUUUCUACAGACCCUCACAGGACUGGAUUAUGCGGGAUGGUGACAUCUUGGCAACUCUGAGGGACUCAUUGAGCCGGGUCUUGGUGCAUUUCUACCCGCUUGCCGGUCGUUUGUGCUGGAUUCAAGGAAGCCGCCUGGAGCUUGAGUGCAAUGCUAUGGGGGUUCAGCUGAUUGAAGCUGAGUCCCAAGCAACACUAGAUGAUUUUGGCGAUUUCGCUCCAUCUCCAGACCUUGAAUCCCUUGUCCCUUGUGUAAACUACAACAGUCCAAUUCAUGAGCUGCCACUGAUGCUUGUGCAGCUCACCAAGUUCAGCUGCGGUGGCAUCAGCCUCGGCACGUCCAUAUCACAUGCUGUGGCCGAUGGCCAGAGCGCACUUCACUUCAUCGAUGAGUGGGCAAGGCUUGCCCGGGGCGAGCCUUUAGGCACACCGCCAUUUCUUGACCGGAAAGUGCUGCGAGCUGGGGAUUCCCCAAUUGCGCCUCCUUGUUUUGAUCAUGCAGAAUUCAGCCAUCCACCGCUAUUGAUGGGAGCAUCAAGUACUGUCGAGGAGAGAAAAAAGGGGACGACUGUAUCAUUGUUGAAGCUGACCAAAACCCAAGUUGAGAGACUGAAGAAGAUGGCCAAUGAUAGUCGGCCUACAGAAUGUGGCCGUCCUUAUAGCCGGUACGAGACUAUUGCAGCACAUAUAUGGAGAUGCGCAUGCAACGCGCGUGGUCACAAGCCCGAGCAGCCAACGGCAAUAGGUAUAUGCAUUGAUUCACGCAGUCGUAUGCGGCCACCAUUGCCUCAGGGGUACUUUGGCAAUGCUACACUUGAUGUGAUCGCGACUGGCCGCUCCGGUGAGCUAGUGUCAAAGCCAUUAGGCUAUGCUUCGAGUAGAAUAAGAGCAGCAAUAGAGAAAGUGACGGACGAAUACGUGUGGUCUGCCAUAGAUUUUCUGAAAAAUCAGCCUGACUUGUCACAGUUCCAGGAUCUACAUGCCUUAGGGAACGAUGAAGGACCUUUCUAUGGUAACCCAAAUCUUGGGGUAAUAAGCUGGUUGACGCUACCCAUGUACGGGAUCGAUUUUGGAUGGGGGAAGGAGGUGUACAUGGGUCCAGGACCCCAUGAUUUUGAUGGUGAUUCUUUGAUCCUACCAGGUCAUGAUGGAGAUGGAUCCUUGGUUGUUGCCUUGUGUUUGCAAGUUGCUCAUAUGGAUGCUUUCAAGAACUUCUUCUACGAAGCCAUGGCAGAAUCUUCAAUAGACUGAUAACAUCUCAUCUAAUACUAAUGGAGUAAAAAUAAAAAUGAUGUUGCCUCAUGAUGAAAAUAUGAGCAUCUCAUCUUAGCUGUAAACUCCAAUUAAUAAGCAUAUUUUUAUCAGAUCAUGUCCGAAUUCUUAGAUCAAGAAUGAAAGAUGUGUUUCAUUAUCUGACAGAAUGUUGCAAA
Molecule: messenger RNA, 1563 nt
Organism: Vitis vinifera (wine grape)
Lineage: Eukaryota; Viridiplantae; Streptophyta; Magnoliopsida; Vitales; Vitaceae
Product: spermidine hydroxycinnamoyl transferase
Exons: 1
Coding region: 14-1384 (456 amino acids)
Molecular function (GO): acyltransferase activity, transferring groups other than amino-acyl groups
Source: RefSeq, a predicted model, not a curated record